AGCUUUCCAUUUGAAAACGGGAUGACGUCUCAUAUCAAAAUGAUUCCAGAAUUGUCAAAGGAGUCUGUUUCAAUGCGUGAUCCACAGCGUGUAGAAGAGACACUGAAUUCCAUGAGACAAGCAGGACCCAACACGUUACAGGUCAUUUCAGACUUCGACAUGACGCUAACCAGAUUCGCUCACAACGGCAAACGCUGCCCCACCUGCCACAAUAUUCUGGACAACAGCAAGCUGAUAAGUGAGGAGUGCAAAGCCAAGCUUAAGGACCUGCUGAAUACGUACUACCCAAUUGAGAUUGACUCUUCACGUUCAGUGGACGAAAAGCUGCCGCUGAUGGUAGAGUGGUGGACUAAAGCCCAUGACCUUCUGGUGCAGCAGCAGAUUAGAAAGGACCGGCUCGCUAUAGUGGUGGAGGAGUCUGACGCAAUGCUCAGGGAUGGGUACCGACAGUUCUUUGACCACCUUAGGGAUCAGGACGUCCCAUUGCUCAUCUUCUCCGCAGGCAUCGGUGAUGUCCUGGAGGAGGUGAUCCGGCAGGCGGGGGUUUUCCACCCAAACAUCAAAGUUUUCUCCAACUAUAUGGACUUUGAUGAGUCUGGUGUGUUGCGAGCGUUUAAAGGGGAGCUGAUCCAUAUCUAUAACAAACGUGAAGGAGCGCUCCUGAACACAGGCCACUUCCAGGAGCUCAGGGCCAGACAUAACGUCCUACUUUUGGGGGAUUCACUGGGUGACCUUACCAUGGCCGACGGAGUCCAAAACCUGGAGAAUAUUCUGAAGAUAGGAUACCUCAAUGACAAGGUGGAGGAGAGGAAGCAGUCCUACCUGAACACCUACGACAUUGUCCUGGUGAAAGACGAGACCUUGGACGUACCCAACGCCAUCCUGUCUUACAUCACCGGCAGCCAGUGACCCUUUAACCCCCAGCACAUCUGGACAUACAAUCAGAGACAACAGCUGCAUUUGCAGGUCCAUGUAUAGCAAACUGCUGUCAACAGAACAAAAAGGCAGAACCCCCGCAUUCAUCAUGAAAAGGCUGGGUUUAGUGGAACAUUAGUGUAAUAGUCUUUAAACUGUCUGGAAGUUAGCAGCACUAUUUGGCUAAGCAGCUGAGAGCACGGGAGGUAUGUUCUUUAAAUACAAUUGAAAUUUAUCAAAACAAUCAAAAUGGCUAAUUCGGUAACUCUCCCCUCUGCAUGAGCGAUUGCAUAGAUGGCUAUUCAACGUCCCAUCUUGUCAGCUGGAUUUCCAGCUCCUCCCAGUUAUACAGUGUUAUCAGUAAAUAGUGUGAAGACCACAGACCAGUAUGGUUCCGUCCGUCUGCCUUUUGAGGUGGACGCUGGGCUAUAUUUAGAGGAUAAGCCUCCCAGUGCUGUCUUUUAAAAUGGCGAUAGUCUAGAAUUUGGCAAAACCCAAGCAGUCAGCAACACAAGGGACCAGAGGCGGAUCUCAGACACAGCCAGCGACCGGAUCUUAAAGCAGAAUUGGCAGAAUUUCUGUUUACUACUUGUUUUUGUCCUCUCCUUACAGAAGCAGAAGCGCACAUACUCAAAUCCGUUUUUUCUUUUUCUCGUCCUAGUUACUGAUUAUGUUCAGUGUUCACUUGAGCUGAUGUGAAAGUAAAUGCAUUUUAAGAGUUUGACAGAUGGGGAAUUCAAAUCAGCAUGAGGACUCAGAGAAGACAUGAUAACCCCGGGUUGUUUUAAGGACUGCUGUACCAGUAUUGCUGAAGUGUUAACUAAAGGGAAAACUUGUUAUCUGAUUGUGUCCACAACUAAU
Chanos chanos (milkfish) is the source of this 1776-nucleotide messenger RNA. RefSeq names its product cytosolic 5'-nucleotidase 3-like. The record is from RefSeq and is a predicted model, not a curated record. Gene Ontology annotation, molecular function: 5'-nucleotidase activity; magnesium ion binding. The coding region runs from base 22 to 909 and encodes 295 amino acids. The transcript is spliced from 9 exons. NCBI's taxonomy places the organism in Eukaryota, Metazoa, Chordata, Actinopteri, Gonorynchiformes, Chanidae. Gene Ontology annotation, cellular component: cytoplasm.